GCACCGACAUUGGUUGUUUUUCGGCAAAAACGGGUGGCUCUGCGUACCAAUAACUGCAAUAAGUGAUUUUUUCUUCAUUCCGCACUUGUACGCUACGCACGAUAAGCGAUCCUUGUAGCCAACGAAAAGGCGUAUCGUUCACCGUGGAUCAAAGCUGAAAAAAGAAGGAGGAUUACACGAAGCUAAAACGUCCUUCCGGACAACUCGGGCCUGCGGUAUUGUGCCCACGUCCGCGGCGAUCAGGGACAGUGGUGCCUUUUCUUUGCUGCAUUACGUAAGAAACGAUCUGCUGCAGCGAACCAACUGUCGAGACUUUUAGGUGAUAACAUCCCGCAAGCCGUAUGUGAAAGUUCUGUUCCACAAUCAAUCAGCAACAGGGCGGCGUUUUUGCGUAGAUACAAAACGCAACCCGGUAAAAAUGAACCGAUAGAAUCGCACGAUCUGCGGCGGGUGAUGAAGACAAUCUUGUGCAAUCAAACGGUGAUGGGUGUCCCGAUAACGUUUGCUGGCUAUUAUAGAACAUUCCGUGGUUCGGUGCCGGACGUGGGUGUGAUCUUGCGCGAUCUGGUCGUGUGUGUGUCUUCUUUGCCGAGAUUGGAUUUUACUACGUGUAUCGACUCUUGCACCUCAAGCCACUGUACAAACUGGUCCAUAAAAAGCACCACGAAUGGACGACACCGUUUGCUUGGACCGCUAUGUACUGCCUUCCGAUCGGACACAUCAUCAGCAACAUGAUCCCGUCAAUGAUCGGCAUACAGCUCAUGAAGGCGCACAUCUUCACCAUUGCCAUCUGGUUUCCGUUGGAAAUCUUUAACACGAUUCGGGAUCAUUGUGGCUACCUUUUGGCGUUCUUUCCCAGCCCCGAGGACUACGAUUAUGAUCACGCGAAAUUUACUGAGUGCUUCGGAACGUUCGGGUAUCUCGAUUGGUUGCACGGGACGGACACACAGUUCCGGAAGUCAAAGCAGCACCAGCGUCAUCGUACACUUUGAGGCAUUAAAUCGGCCCGAGAGUUGUAGCCGGAUAGUUAAUCCGAAGCCACCUGUUUGCCAUCCAAAGCUUACGAGUGAGGGUGGUAAGGAAUACCUCGUACUAAAACAUCCAUCGCUCUUUCGUCUUUCUAGGAAACAUAGAAACAAUUCGGCAUUUUACUUGGACCUUUUGUCUACUUACUUGCUAAACAUUGAUAAACUCAAAUGCGAAACUGCCAACUAUUGAUUGCAUUGGAUGAAACGGUAAGCUUCCUUCAGCUCGCUCAAACUUUCCGUUGUGUUGAUUUGACGUUUUGAGUGUAAACAAGAUGUUUACGCUUCGCAAGCUUGCUGGACAAUGCGAAA
Molecule: messenger RNA, 1337 nt
Organism: Anopheles moucheti
Lineage: Eukaryota; Metazoa; Arthropoda; Insecta; Diptera; Culicidae
Product: fatty acid hydroxylase domain-containing protein 2-like
Exons: 2
Coding region: 696-992 (98 amino acids)
Biological process (GO): sterol biosynthetic process
Molecular function (GO): C-4 methylsterol oxidase activity
Source: RefSeq, a predicted model, not a curated record